CCGCCCCUUAAAAAAAAAAAUCCACGUGUUUACAGAAAUGUGUGAUCUUUCUGUUCACUAAAUGGGCUUGUUGACGUCUCUGUUUUAUUUGGCUUAAAAGUGAAAUUUUAUCGAUAUGGAUCUUGCCUCCAAAGACGCCUACAUCCAAAAACUGGCGAGUAAAGUCAUCAGUCAGCGGAAUGAGGAGCACAGGAAGAGACCGUUCGCUCAUGUUAAAUGUAAAAAUGACACCGGUCCUGCAAAGAAGAGGAAGAAGAAGAAAAACAAGGAGAAACAACAUAAACAAAAUGCCACUGAUAAGAAGACGCCAAAACUUAAACCUCAGCAGAAGUCUUCAAACAGUCCAGCGGUGCAGAAUGGCCCUGCAAAACCGAGCGGGCCCAAAACUUCAGGUCCAAGUGGAGCCGCAUCAGAAGAAACACAAAAAUCCAAAGGAGGAAACAUCAAGUCCAACUUCUCCACAGUAGAUAUUCUACGCAAGAGGCUGCAUGAAAAGAUUGAAGCAUCCAGAGGACAGGGAUCCCCAAAAGAUGCAUCAUCAGAAGCGGUCCAGGCAAAGCGAGCCAAACGUAAGUUGGAGCGGGAACGCAAGAAGAGGAAGAGGAAAGAGUUUCGGAUAAAGAAACUGGCUGAAGAAAGUGGCCAAGAACCAAAACAGGAGAUAAAACAGGAAAAUGAUCCACCACCGGCUGCCAGCAAGCGAGACAGUAUCGCCAUGGUCUUCAACAAGGUGGAGACCGUGGAAGAGGCAUUUGUGGAUAAAAUGCUGAUAAAGAAGAACAAGAAAAAGAACAUAAAGGGCAAGUUAACGCCACUGACGGGGAAGAACUACAAGCAGCUGCUGAACCGCGUGGAAGCCCGCAAGGCCAAGCUGGAAGAGCUGAGGCAGAAAGACGAGGGUAAGGCCCGCCAGUUUGAAGAGAAGAUGAAGUGGACCAACCUGCUCUACAAGGCAGAGGGCCUGAAGAUCAAAGACAACGAGGACAUGUUGCGAGCCUCGCUCAAGAAGAAGGAGAAGCAGCGCACGCAGAGGAAGAAGCAGUGGGAAAAGCGCAGCGAGCACAUCAUUGAGAAGAUGCAGCAGCGACAAGACAAGCGGCGAAAGAACAUCCAGAAACGCAAGAACAUAAAAAUGGAGAAGAAAAAGGAGAGGGCGCGUAAGAAGGGCAGAGUGCUGCCCGAGGACUUAAAAAAAGCGUCGGUGUAGUAUGUAAGACAACGCAACAUUGUGAAAAUACUGCAGCUGUCUUAGGAACGUGACAUGAAAGCGUGGCUUCUGUCUCACACAUAUAUGGUGUCUUCAUUCCUGUUGAGGUUUAAUGUGGACAAUAAAAUGUGGCUCUUAAUUCUGCCAA
This is a messenger RNA of Thalassophryne amazonica, 1355 nucleotides long. RefSeq names its product surfeit 6 (gene surf6). Gene Ontology annotation, biological process: ribosomal large subunit biogenesis; ribosomal small subunit biogenesis. NCBI's taxonomy places the organism in Eukaryota, Metazoa, Chordata, Actinopteri, Batrachoidiformes, Batrachoididae. The transcript is spliced from 4 exons. Gene Ontology annotation, cellular component: nucleolus. The record is from RefSeq and is a predicted model, not a curated record. The coding region runs from base 116 to 1207 and encodes 363 amino acids. Gene Ontology annotation, molecular function: RNA binding; DNA binding.